CAAUGUUGUUCGUGCAGUACCGUCGUGCCUCCUGCACAGUACAAGCCUCGUUCAUAUUUAUUCCCUAACAAUUAGAAAAUUUCCCUUCAGUAAUGUGAAGCCUCUAUGCACUCUAUCAGAGUUGACCAGCCUAACGGUGGGAUGCUCUCAAGGGCCGCCUCAAAAAAAAAGACUUCCAUUUGGUUCAGCGGUCCACCAUCGCAGUAUGGUGGACAAAUGCCUGCGCGCAUAGGAGCUUCAUGUGAACGAACCGCUUUGCAGCAGAAGGCGGCCAGAAGCCUGUACAGCAGCUGUUGUCCCCACACAAAGUGGAAGCAUAGGGAGGCGCUCCAGUGCUGCGCAAAGCCUUUCGGAAAAGGAAGCGAAACAGGCCGCCCAGAACACCAGGCUUUUGGCUGUCCCAGAAGACAACCAUGUUGAGACGAGGGCGGAAAAAAAUAAACA
Rhipicephalus sanguineus (brown dog tick) is the source of this 444-nucleotide messenger RNA. RefSeq lists its product as uncharacterized. The record is from RefSeq and is a predicted model, not a curated record. The coding region runs from base 106 to 420 and encodes 104 amino acids. The transcript has 3 exons. Lineage: Eukaryota; Metazoa; Arthropoda; Arachnida; Ixodida; Ixodidae.